Molecule: messenger RNA, 615 nt
Organism: Ustilaginoidea virens
Lineage: Eukaryota; Fungi; Ascomycota; Sordariomycetes; Hypocreales; Clavicipitaceae
Exons: 3
Coding region: 1-615 (204 amino acids)
Biological process (GO): endoplasmic reticulum to Golgi vesicle-mediated transport; protein retention in ER lumen; Golgi organization
Cellular component (GO): Golgi apparatus; COPII-coated ER to Golgi transport vesicle; endoplasmic reticulum
Source: RefSeq, a predicted model, not a curated record
AUGCAUCUGCCCACCGCGAGGUCGCUUCUCGCAGCGGCCACCGUCGCCUUUCGCGUCGCCAGCGCACACAGCAUCGUCCUGCCCGCCCACGGCAUCGAGUGCUUCCACGAAAACCUGCAUCGCGAUGACAAAAUGACCGUCACCUUCCAGACUGGCGACCGCGAAUUCGGCAGCGCCGGCAACCUCGACAUUGAUUUCUGGAUCUCAAACCCCAGCGGUGCCUACGAAGUCAACGAGCGAAGCGUUUCCACAGGAGAUCACGACAUCACGGCGCACUCGGACGGCAAAUAUACCUACUGCUUCGGCAACCAGCACUGGGGCGCCAACACCAAGGAAGUUUCCUUCAACGUCCACGGCGUCGUCUACGUCAGCGAAUCCGAAUUGCCCUCUGACCCCAUCGAAAUCGAAGUCCGCAAGCUGUCUGGGCUGCUCACCUCGGUAAAGGACGAGCAGCAAUACAUCAUUGCCCGUGAGCGGACUCACCGCAACACCGCUGAAAGCACCAACGCGCGCGUCAAGUGGUGGAACCUGUUUGUCAUUGGAGUUGUCCUGGGCGAGUCCCUCUUCCAAGUUUGGUGGCUCCGUCGCUUCUUUGAAGUCAAGCGCGUCGUGUAA